Messenger RNA from Temnothorax curvispinosus, 1836 nucleotides. Its product is annotated as pyruvate dehydrogenase E1 component subunit alpha, mitochondrial-like. Gene Ontology annotation, molecular function: pyruvate dehydrogenase (acetyl-transferring) activity. The transcript has 6 exons. The record is from RefSeq and is a predicted model, not a curated record. The coding region runs from base 16 to 1167 and encodes 383 amino acids. Gene Ontology annotation, cellular component: intracellular membrane-bounded organelle. Lineage: Eukaryota; Metazoa; Arthropoda; Insecta; Hymenoptera; Formicidae. Gene Ontology annotation, biological process: pyruvate decarboxylation to acetyl-CoA.
UCGGACACUUGAAACAUGUAUUCAAUAUGGGCAAAGUUAGGAUUGUCAUCUUGUCACCGUGGCGUCAAAAUGCGAUACAACUUGUUAUCGCAUUAUCGCAACGUCACUAAAGAAGCUGUCAUAGAAUCGAAAUACGAUCUGUAUCGGCUCGAUAAAGGGCCGCUCGAGAAAUCGACUUUAAACUUGGAAGAUGCUACAUACGCGUUGAAGACAAUGAACUAUAUACGUCGGAUGGAGAACAAGGCCGCAGAGUUGUACAGACAGCGGCUCAUCAAUGGCUUUUUACACUUAUACGUUGGUCAGGAAGCUAUAGCCGUAGGUCUGAAAAUGGCUCUGGCCGAACGGGACACCGUUAUUACAGCAUACAGAUGCCAUGGUUUCGCCGUCGUGUUCGGUAUUCCGAUUCGCUCGGUUAUUGCGGAACUCAUGGGUCGUAAGACAGGCGCGGCCAAGGGGAAGGGCGGCUCGAUGCACAUGUACGCUCCGCGAUUUUACGGUGGCGACGGUAUUGUUGGUGGACAGGUACCUAUCGGCACCGGGAUAGCCUUGGCCCACAAGUACAAUGGCACAGGCGCCGUGUCUUUUACGUUGUACGGCGACGGUGCAGCCUCGCAGGGCCAGGUUUACGAGGCUUGGAACAUGGCAAAGCUGUGGAAUCUGCCGGUGGUCUACAUCUGCGAAAAUAAUAGAUACGGGAUGGGUACGCCCGUACAUCGACACUCCGCCAACACACGGCUCUACACGCGCGGAGACCUCAUCCCAGGAAUAAAGGUCGAUGGGAUGAAGAUCGUGGAUGUGCGAGAAGCCAUACGCUUUAGUAGGGAUUACGCACUCAGAAAUGGCCCGAUUGUGCUGGAGAUGGCAACUUAUCGUUAUUUCGGACACAGUAUGAGCGACCCCGGUUACUCGUAUCGCACUAGAGAAGAAAUUAAAGCUGUGCAAACCGAACAAGAUCCAAUCACGAUAUUUACCAAGCUCAUCGUAGAGAAAGGCCUUAUGACUGAAAGAGAUGUCGAGAACGUACGAACGUCAGUCUACAAAGAAGUCGAUCAGGAAGUGGAGCAAGCCAAGGCCGAUCAGUGGCCAGAAAUGUCGGAAAUCUCGACCAACGUUUACGUCAAACCGUUAGAGAAAAUUCGUGGUAAAGUUCCUUGGGAAUUACAUUGAAAGGCAAUUAAAAAAAAAAAGUAAUUUCCUACUGUAAAGUUCUUAAUUACUCCGUAUGAUCUCUUAGACUCGUAAGAUUUAAAUUACUCACGUCAGGUUCGAUAUCGUAUUAUGUAUUUUUGAUGAAAAUAUAUCCGGUAUAACAUAGAAGCAAAACACGUACCUUUUUGUGAUUUUUAUGAUUUAACUGUGGAGAAGCAGUCUAAAACUUUUUUGAAAAAGCUGUCACACACAACAAAAUACAGAUAAAAGCGUUUAUCCAUGUAAUCCACUUCUUGAUCUUUGUCGAGGAAACGUGAGCAGCUUACGUUACAUGGGAGAAUCCUUUCGCGCGAUUUCGUGUGUCAUAGGCGCACAUAUUUUUUAUAGUUUUAUAUAAUAAACACACGAAUUAUCCUUGGUCAACUAUGUUUUCCUAUCGAUCUGCUUGCGACGCGACAAAAGUGCAAUUGAUUUUCCGUAGAGUUUUCAAGUUUUUGAAUCGUUGAACGUAUUCAACGACGCGACGCGACGUCGAGAUUGGCUGAGAGUGCAGAGUAGAGAGUAGAGUAGAGUGAGGCUCGCCAUUUCUUUCGUCGACAGAAACGAUCAAUUAAAACUGGUGAUCGUUUUAAAUGACGAGAGCGAAAGGGCACGAAUGGUAGAACGGCGAAUUGGCAGCAGGAGAGA